Molecule: messenger RNA, 708 nt
Organism: Serendipita indica DSM 11827
Lineage: Eukaryota; Fungi; Basidiomycota; Agaricomycetes; Sebacinales; Serendipitaceae
Source: the annotation of a GenBank genome assembly
AUGUCCUCGGCCAUGCAUCUCAAGCCGACAAAACUCGGCACAAAAUCAUACUGGGACGCCCAGUACACCGAAGAAGUCAUCAAUUACGACGAGUUGGGAGACGAGGGAGAGAUUUGGUUUGGGCAGGAAUCUGUGGAUAAAAUGGUUGACUGGGCUGUAGAAAACGUACCUCCACAUACCUCUUCAGCAUCACCUCCCUUUAUAUUGGACGUCGGUACCGGGAAUGGCAUCCUCUGCCUCUCACUUGUCGAAGCAGGAUACGACCCACACACAAUCGUCGGCAUUGAUUACAGCGAAGGCUCUGUCGAACUCUCCAAGCGUGUAGCAAAAGGCAGAAACGUCGACGGUCUCACCUUUGAACUGGUCGAUUUUAUUCAUAGUCGGCCAACGCCACUUUCGACUCAGCUGAAUGGGCUCUGGGACUUGAUACUAGACAAGGGUACAUUUGACGCCAUUGCACUAUAUGGGACCCAAGAAGCCAACGAGCAGCAUCCAAUCGAUAUAUACCCAGAGCGUGUCGAAGCGCUAUUGCCCACAGGAGGGUUCUUCCUCAUCACCUCGUGCAACUUUACCGAAGAGGAAAUCAAAACUCACUUUACGACAAAGGCCCCUACCCUCAAGUAUCACUCCCGCAUCCAACAUCCGACCUUUACGUUUGCAGGCAAGUCGGGCUCACUAUGCUGUUCUGUAGCAUUUCGAAAAGAGUAG